CACACACACAUAUAUAUAUAUAUAUAUAAAUUCCUAUAAAUAUAGAAUGUUUUUUUUUUACUUGUUAUUGUGUGAGAGUGAGCUACGAGUGAGUGUGUGAGUGUGUGAGUGUGUGUGCGUGUGUUUGACUGUAUAUACUUGUCAAGUGUGUCUUUUAUCAUGAACGCACUUAUUGCACUUCUUCACUUUUGCGAAGUCCAUGGCCCCUGUGUUGUUUAUUGUACACAAGCUAUUCAUAACACCACUAAAUCAUUGGAAGAUAUACAUAUACCCCCCCUCAAGACACAGCCUAUACCUAUUGCGCGACCUGUUCAUCACCAACCUCAAGCAUCGUCUAUUACUUCUUGUUCUACUACACCUUCUUCCCUAAGAAAAAACUCCCUUUCUUCACUUACAACGACCUCAAAUACAACCUCUAGUUGUGCUGCCUGUACAGCACAACUCCCACUUGUCAAUACAGGUCAAGGCAUCACAGAAGCUAAACGAUUGGUCACAUUGGAUCAAGAUGACCCUUCCAUUCAAUAUAUUGGUACUACCAAGUCACCUCAGCAGCCUCAUCUCUAUAAAGCAGUGCGUAUGGCGUGUGUCCGUAGUUUGACGGCUGAGUUUUGUCAGGGUCGAGAUGGUCCUGUCUUGUUUGGUGAUGACGAAAAUGGAUAUGUCAUGAGCUACAUGUUUAAAUUGAGAGACUCACAAGCAAGAGGAGAAGCCAGGUUUUAUUCAUUGAUCAUGCUCAUGACAGAUAGAGUGUAUUUGAUCUCUUGUUGGCCAUUUCUUGUCAGUGCUUUUCGUUCAAUGGCGUUGAAUCUUCAAGAACGAGCGAAUAUGGUCUUUCAAAGAGAAAAAGAAGGCAUGCGACAUUCUGUUGCUAAUAGUAAUCGACGAACACCUAUGUCAUCUCAAGAUCAAUUUUAUCGAAGAAGGAGUCAUACUGCACUUAGGUCAUUAGUGGAUUUGCUUGGGAUUAAAGACAUUUAUGCUCAAAUCCAAGCACAAUUUAGCUAUACGCUCAAGUUAUCUUCAAGAAAAAGAAUGGAGAAAUUGACACAGGGUAGAAGAGAAAGUCCACUUUAUGCAAAAUUAAAAGCAGAAUAUCAACAGAAAAAGCAAAAUGCAACAACCUGAUACAACGUCACAAAUCUAAUAGGCUUCUUUUUCACACACACGCACACGCAUAUAUCAUAGAAUUCCCUUUUU
Molecule: messenger RNA, 1197 nt
Organism: Gilbertella persicaria
Lineage: Eukaryota; Fungi; Mucoromycota; Mucoromycetes; Mucorales; Choanephoraceae
Product: vesicle coat protein
Exons: 5
Coding region: 160-1125 (321 amino acids)
Biological process (GO): positive regulation of GTPase activity; positive regulation of TORC1 signaling
Cellular component (GO): cytosol
Molecular function (GO): GTPase activator activity
Source: RefSeq, a predicted model, not a curated record